This is a messenger RNA of Heterotrigona itama, 2548 nucleotides long. The record is from the annotation of a GenBank genome assembly. NCBI's taxonomy places the organism in Eukaryota, Metazoa, Arthropoda, Insecta, Hymenoptera, Apidae.
ACCACUGCAUUAGACGGCCCUGAAAUAUUGUUAGAGUGGUUAACAAGUGGCUGUUCUGUUCUUAAUCGCUCCGCGGAACACAAAUUGUUCAGUGAAUAAAGAUUCUUCAAACAUGUAUUUAAACGCGAUUUGAUUCGAACAGAAAUGUUUCCUUUAAUCAUAUAUUGCUCUUAAAUUCAAGGUAAGUGUUGGUUUAUAUUAUUUUACGUUUAUACUUUUAUACUUUGUCGUAUACAUAUUACUAAAAUUAUUAUUUCGUAAUCGUAUGUAAAAACAAUGACUGUUUAAUGCGUAUUUGUGCAAUCGAAUAUUUCCAGUUUCCCUUUAAUGUUGAUAUUAUUUAUAUUAUUUGCGCUGCUUAAAGGAUAUGGAUUCAGGUAUAUUUUGUUGAGGAAAACACAUCGUUUGUUAUUUUAUAAAAUGUUCGUGUGGACGCUGUAUUUACAAUGUCUAAAUAUUUAAAUUAUUAUUAAUAUUAGAGUUGUUUAAAUUCUUUAAAAAAAAUUAUUUUCAAUAUUUAUUAACCAACAUAUGAAGUUUUUAUAGAUUUAUAAUAAUUUUUUUUGCAUCUUGUAGCAAUUUAUAUUAAUUUAUCAUCACAGUUGAAUCUGUCAUAAGAUAAUUUAUUUUAAAUGCUAUAUUAUCCUUCAUUAAUUAUUAUGCCUGUAAUAAUUUAAUUUUAUUAUGCAUCUAUAUUUUAUAAGAAAACACAAGGAAAGAAACAAUUAUAAAGGUAACGGAUUGGUUACGUGGAAUUUGGGAGAUGAGACGUCAAACUGGACCUGUUCAGCAAUGGAUAGAUUCAAUACCAUCACCUAUAAAAUCUAAUUUUUCAAUGAAAAAUGAAAAUCAAGGAGAAUCAAGUAAAAAACCUAAUAUUAUAUUGACAUCAACAGAGCCUAAGGACAUUCCAUACUCUAUGAGAACAAAAGAACAAAUAACUAUGACGAUGUCUGCACCUAUUAAUGUUCCUAACACAACAUCAAAUAAUACAAUAGGACCUACUUUACCUAGUUCAUUGCCACAUAAGUUAGUUCGAGAUCUGAGUUUACAAUCUGAUAGCAGUCACUGUAGCAGCGUAGAAAGUUUAUUAGAAUUAAGAAAAGCAGAUCCAGAAGCAAUUUUGCUGGGUCUUGGAUUUGGUGGUUGUUCAAGCAGUCCACAAGAGAAUGGUUCCUUUUCUCGUAUACCAAAAAGAUUUCUGCAGCCAUCAAAAUUAAAAGGCAUAGCUAUUAAUGAUUUUAUGAAGCAGCAACAAGAAACUAGUGAAUCUUUUGAUUCUGUAUCGUUAGGAUAUAGAGGUUUGACAGGCUCACCGUAUGUAGCGCCAUCAGAAAUUGUACAAAAGAUUAUGCAACGUUUACGAGAACACGAAAAUCAUGAACAUGAUCCACAUGCAGUGUACAAUUCGUACGAACAAUACAAUCCAUUAUAUUGUGAUAGUACAUUUUCUGUAUUAUCUCCUGAUAAUAGACAAUUUUUGGAACGACCACGUUCGAAAAGUCCUGAUAUGCGUAAUAAGCGUAUAAUUAUUGGACAACAGUCAUUUGCAUUUGGUCAUGAUGGAGAUCUAAUCGAAAUUAAUCCUUCUAACACAAAAAGAUCAUUUGAAAGUAUUCCAAGUAAUGAUUUCAACGUUGUAGAAAAUUCAGAAAUAUCUAAUGAUUUGGGUGAUAAUAAUAAUAAAAUACUUAAACAAACAACUGUUCAGGAAGUAGAGAAAAUAUUAUUAAAACGAUUAUCUUCUGACGAUGGUACAGAAUUUAAUGAGAUUGAUGUUAAUUUAUCGAUACAAAUGUUUGAAGACUGCAAAGAUGCGCAAAAUGAAUUAAAUAAAAAUAUUAAGUACAAUAAAGAUAAUUCUUCAAACAUAAUUUCAGCAAAUAUAUCCGAUAUUCGAAGAGCUAGUGAUGGAUUUUAUGAUAUGAAAAAUGGAAAAAUAUCGGUGAUAAAUAAACGAAGAUACAGCGAUGGUUUUAUGCAAACUAUUGACCGUAUUGAUGACACUACACUUGCUCGAAGAAGGAAAACUUUGAAGCGACAGACUACGAUAAACGAUACAGAUGCGGCAAACUAUUGCAAUUUAAAUGUCUGUAAGUCCGAUAUGGCGCAUUGCAAGGGAUUGGAAUAUAACUUGAAUGAAAAUUUAUGUGAUAUUUAUAAGCGAAAAAACAUUUCUACAAAAUCAAUUCGAAAUAUCGAUGAAAAAACGGGAUUUAAAAAUGGAACUAAAAAUUUUGAUGUGUAUAAAAAAUGUGUACAAAAAUUAUCUGAAAACACGCAUAGAUCAGAAGAAGACAGUUUAAUUAAAAAAAAACAAGAAUGUAACAAGGAAAAAAAUGAAUACAUUGAUGAAAUCCAGCUUGUAGAACAAGUGUGCGUAGAUAAAGAGGAAACAACCUGUUGCUGUCGUUCUGGUAAAAAAUAUUGGAAAAAAAUGGAAAAAAUUAUUCAAGAAAAUAAAAAUUUGACAAAAAGUAGGAAAGAAAUGGUAGAAAUUCAAGAAAUGUUAAGUAAUGUGUUAUCUGUACGGUUGGAACCUGGUUUU